AUGUCGACCUCCCCACCCAAGGAGCCCGAUGUCGAACAGAGCGCACAGUCUGGCGAAGAGCAGGAUCAUAUGGAUCGCGAACAAGAAGGACAAGCUGGCACCGGUCUGGGUGAAUUCGAGGUCAAGGAGCAAGACCGAUGGCUUCCUAUCGCAAAUGUGGCCCGGAUCAUGAAACAAGCCCUCCCCGACAACGCCAAAAUCGCCAAGGAAGCGAAAGAGUGCAUGCAAGAAUGCGUCAGCGAGUUCAUCAGCUUCAUUACCAGCGAAGCAUCCGAAAAAUGUCAACAGGAGAAGCGCAAGACGGUCAAUGGAGAGGAUAUUCUUUUUGCCAUGACCUCGCUGGGGUUCGAAAACUACGCAGAGGCGCUCAAGAUCUACCUGUCCAAGUACCGCGAAACCCAAUCCACAAGAGGCGAGAAUCAGGCCAGACCUACCAGCAGCGGUGGCUACGGCGGUCCCGUCGGCGGCAGCGGCGGUGUCCAGGGCUCUGCCUCCGCCUCCGGCGCUGCAGGCUUCACCGGGCAAGCCGAGAAUGCCGGCGAACUAUUGAAUCCGACCCAUGGCCUGAACUCGACCGAACACGAUGCUACCAACGCGUACGGCUAUCCCAGCGCCGUGUCCACCGGCCACAAUGGCAUCUCCAACGACAACUUUUAG
Molecule: messenger RNA, 657 nt
Organism: Exophiala spinifera
Lineage: Eukaryota; Fungi; Ascomycota; Eurotiomycetes; Chaetothyriales; Herpotrichiellaceae
Exons: 4
Coding region: 1-657 (218 amino acids)
Biological process (GO): regulation of transcription by RNA polymerase II
Cellular component (GO): CCAAT-binding factor complex; nucleus
Molecular function (GO): RNA polymerase II cis-regulatory region sequence-specific DNA binding; protein heterodimerization activity; DNA-binding transcription activator activity, RNA polymerase II-specific
Source: RefSeq, a predicted model, not a curated record